Molecule: messenger RNA, 2274 nt
Organism: Argentina anserina (silverweed cinquefoil)
Lineage: Eukaryota; Viridiplantae; Streptophyta; Magnoliopsida; Rosales; Rosaceae
Exons: 3
Coding region: 307-1383 (358 amino acids)
Source: RefSeq, a predicted model, not a curated record
AGGGCACUCAAAUCUCUACUCAAGGCGUCUACUCGGCCCCCGGAGAUUACAUCUACUUCAAGUCCCAGGUUCCUCUUCACAAGAUCCCAAUUGGCACAAAGCAGUGGCGAUACUAUGAUUUUGGUCCGAAAGCAGUAACUCCACUUAUUUGUCUUCCUGGAACAGCAUGAGCGACUAAAAACCCAGGCACCCAGCUAAAACCUUUUCUUUCAUUGCUAUCAUUAUUCAAUUUCACAAAGCUUAGCUCUGGGUUCUUCAUUCUUCCUUCCAUUCAUCCCAAACCAUAACACCCCAACCUCUACCAAUAUGAUCAAACUUCGCAACUUUUCCAUCCCAAUUCACCCCAAAACCUCACAAACCUUAAACCCCUUCACUCUCUUCAUCAAACAUUCUCACUUCCUAUCCAGCCCUCCUCUCAAUUCACCCCCCAAAACCUCCCAACCCUGCGUCGCAAUCUUCUGGGACUUACAAACCAGACCCCCCAAAUCCGUCACUCCCUUCGAGGCCGCCGCCCGCCUCAUUACAGCCGCUUCUUCCUUCGGCCAAGUCAGGCACAUGAUCGCCUACGCGACCCCCCACGCGUUCAGCUCUGUUCCUCAGGUUGUGGGGAAGAUAAGGAGAGAGAGGAACAGGGUCGUGAUACGAGACGAGCCCAACGUUUGUAGGGUCUGUGGGAGGAGGUUUUAUACCAAGGAGAAGCUUGUGAACCACUUCCAGGUUCAUGAGAGGGAGCACAUGAAGAGGCUGAGUCAAAUCGAGUCGGCGAGGGGGAGUAGGAGGGUGAAGCUGGUGGGGAAGUAUGCAAUGAAGAUGGAGAAGUAUAGGAAUGCGGUUAGGGAUGUGAUGAUUCCGAAACAAGGGAAUGGUUUGGUGAGUGAGCUGAAGAGGGCGGGGUUUCGGGUGAAGACUGCGAGUGGUGAGAGAUGUGGAGUUGUGGCAUUGAGAGAUGACAUCGUGGGGAUGAUGGAGGAGAAGAGGUUUGAGUGUAUGGUGCUUGUUUCGGAUGAGAGUGAGUUUGUGGAGGUUGUGAUGGAGGCGAGGAGGAGGUGUGUGAGGACUGUUGCUGUGGGGGGUGAUUUGGGAGAUGGGGUGCUGAAGAGGGCUGCUGACUCGGGGUUUUUGUGGAGGGAGGUUUUGGUGGGGAAGGCUAAGAAGGAGGCAGUUAAGGUUGUGGGGAAGUGGAAGGACCGCGAUGUGUUGAAGAGGUUGGAGUGGAAGUAUGAGCCUGAUGAGGAUAGGAGGGUGCAUUGCUUAGAUGAUGAAGUCGAGGAUGAGGAGAUUGGGAGUGUUGUUGGUGGGAUGAAGGAGAAUUGUUUGCGGAAUGAUGGUAACAGAAAAUGGUGGGAGCUUGACUCUGAUGCUGAUGCCGAUGCCGUUUCAUAGCAACCAUGCGAAUGACUGUUUCUGCCUUUCUGGUGGAUAAUGAGAAUUCCUUUGCUGGUGACUAAUAAGGAGACAGUAUCAUUGAGGAUUGCCUGUGUGGAAGUGUAUCAGUCCAAUUUAUGACCACAGGCUAGGGCUGGCUUAAAUGGACGGAGGGAGGAUCAAUGGGGUUAAGCAGUACUAGUUGGAAUUGGCCGAAAAAAUAAUCAAACAAUGAGAGCCAUAGUUAAGGUUUCGCAUGGGAAGUCCUGCUCUUCGUACAGUAGACCACUGCCAGAAGGUGUGCAAUGGACCUUAACUACUUAUUUCAGAUUGGAGGUCGUUGUGUGCUAUAUCCGUACUUUUGGUAAAGUAAAUCACAGCAGAAGGUGCAAGAAAAGCAAUAUUCGUGACUGCAUUGUACAAUUGGAGAACUUAAAACUGAACUGAGAGGCUGUAAGGAUUUGGUUUAAUAAAAGAUGGUUUGGAAUUCAUAGUCUUGAUUCCUGUUAGUGCUAGCUUGUAGCAGUGAUGAAGAAUUGAGAGAAUCUGAGUAAGAGGGUUGCUGGAAAGGGUAGAUAAUUUUUGCCUAGACUUCAAAACUUCUGUUUGUAGGGUACUCAUAGUGGAGAUGGAGAUGCCGGUUGUCUUCUGUUGUUUCUUAGAACUUGGUAGUUCAUCUCAAGGGAUGGUAGAAGCAUCUGUUUUUAGUGUUGGAACUUCAUUGCUUCCACCAGACGUUCUAGAGCUGCUGUGCCAUUUAAGAGUGACUGGAUAUUGUUUUGUAGAUGUCCUUUGCUGCCGAGAACUGGGUUUUGGUUUGAACACAAUUGUACUCGUUGGUAGAAAAUAUAAUGUUGUACCAUCUAAGUAUCUGUUGACAUGUUCAUUGUAAAACAGAAUGUUUCACUC